AUGUCAGAAGCCGGCCGCGACAAUGCUCCACCAAUGUUGUCGGGCGACAUCGAUGAUGAGCUACUCGAAGCCAGCUUGGGCAAAUAUCAGGCAUAUCUUGAGCAGCUCGAUGCCGCAUGCUCUCAUCUAGAUCAGUUGCUGGCUAGCACAUCCGAGACCUUGAACGAGUUGUCCGAGAUUUCUGCCACUUUCCAAUCGAUCGAUUCGCAGACGAAGGCUUUCCAGAAGCAGACCGCCAGCGUAGUCGAAGAGCAAGCACAGAACGAGAAGAAUGCAGAAGCGAUUGCCGAGAACCUGCAGUACUAUGAGCCCCUCGAGCGCAUCACCCGCAGGCUCAACGCCCCGGGAGCCGGCAACAUGGCUCGCUCCCAGGACUUCUCCGACAUGCUGAGGACACUGGAUGAGUGUAUAGACUACAUGCAGACCCAUCCAGAACAUAAAGAGGCAGAGUCAUACAGAUCUCGGUACAGGCUACUGCUCACUCGAGCAUUGACAUUGGUCCGAAAUGCAUUCAUGUCAAAUGUGCGUGAGAUCACGACUGAAGUCGCCUCUCGCAUUGCAGCUAAGCAGCUGAAUCACACGACUCAUUCGGCUUUGUUGUAUGCCAAAUUCAGGGUCGGUGCCGCCGAUAUGAAGGAGCUAGGACUCGAGAUCCAGAAGCGAGCGAACCCACCAGCCGAUGCACAGCCAGGAGAGGAGGGCGAGUAUCAGUCGCUGAUGAACGAGUUACAUCAAUCCUUCGCUGCUUGUCGAGCACGACUGUUGCUCCCACUCAUACAGAAGCAGUUGGCUGAGACUGCCCAGGCACCAGCCUCCAAGGACCUCGUCCAGUUUGCACGGGCUGCCAUCAGCUACAUCCGCGGAAUUUGUUUAGAUGAGUUCGAGCUGUGGCAAGAAUGGUUCCAUGGCCAGAGAGGCCUCUACGAUUUACUGGAAUCCUUGUGUGAGCCCCUGUAUGACCAUCUACGACCACGAAUCGUACACGAGUCACGAUUGUCGAAGCUGUGUGCGUUGGUCUCGCUUUUGCAGACUCGUUACAUACAGGACGAGGAGGACGACAAUCCACUCGAUCUGAACAAGCUCGAUUUCAGCAUUUUGGUCCAGCAGGUCAUGGAAGAUACGCAGACCCGGCUCCUCUUCCGUGCGCAAGCCAUUCUCCGUAAUGAAAUCGAGAAUUACAAACCCACACCACAGGACCUGGACUAUCCUUCUCAGACAUCGCGGCCGCCAACAUCAGCCUCGACUCGUGCUCCGCUUUCCGGCAAGCGUGGGAAGACUCCUCGAUCUGACAGCGUCGAGUUCGAUUCUGACGACGAGAAUAGCGCUGUUCCGUUCUCCUUCAGUACUGCCGACAUCUCCGCGGUGCAGCACUCCUAUCCGACACUGUCACGUGCACUGUCCCUCCUGUCACGCAUCUACCGCCUUGUCAACAGUAGCAUCUUCGAUGACUUAGCCCAUCAAAUAGUCCAUUCUACGACCCUCUCACUAAUGCACGCCUCGACACUCAUCACGACCAAGACAUCUCCAGCAGACGGCCAACUCUUUCUACUGAGGCACUUACUUCUCCUGAAGUCCCAGAUCGUUGCUUUCGACAUCGAGUUCGUCACACCAGAUAUCACCUUUGACUUCAGCAACAUCAGCUCCACCUUCUACGAACUCCAACGCGAGCGUGGCGGGCUGUUCAACCCAGCCAAUUGGAUCCGGCUGGUCACCUCAGGCGGCCUGCUCCCACGAGUUGUAGAGAACAUGCUCGACGCAAAGCAAGAACUUGACGGACAGCUGCGCAACGUGAUCAACGACUUCACCGCCGGUUUCGCAACCAUUAUGACAGAAUCGCUGCCUUCACUCGAUGCCAACGGCGCUCUCAGCAAAGCCAAGACGAAAGACGCCGAUCCUCCGGAGAAGACUGCGGCACAAACGCGGCAGAAGAUCGAGCAGGAAACGCCGAUCCUCCGGGCGAAGCUAGAGCAGUACCUCAGUGACCCUCGCACGCGAGAAACACUGGUCGCAGCCGUCGAAGACCAGGUCGUGCAGAUCUACGAAUCAUUCUUCGAGGCGUAUACCGCCGAGCGGAAGAAGAAUGUUGCCAAUGGCGGCAUUUCCCGCAAGGGCAAGAGUCCGGAGGAAAUGGUCUGGGACUCAGAUACGUUCACCGAGUGGUGCGAAGGCGUGUUCAAUGUCGCACUGCCACACAGGUCAGACGAUGACGAGGAGGAUAGGGGCAGCGUGAAAAGUGUUAGUAUGCGGGGAAGUGGAAGUUCUUGA
Cyphellophora attinorum is the source of this 2265-nucleotide messenger RNA. RefSeq names its product Conserved oligomeric Golgi complex subunit 3. The transcript is spliced from 2 exons. The coding region runs from base 1 to 2265 and encodes 754 amino acids. Gene Ontology annotation, cellular component: membrane; cis-Golgi network; COG complex. NCBI's taxonomy places the organism in Eukaryota, Fungi, Ascomycota, Eurotiomycetes, Chaetothyriales, Cyphellophoraceae. The record is from RefSeq and is a predicted model, not a curated record. Gene Ontology annotation, biological process: cytoplasm to vacuole targeting by the Cvt pathway; intra-Golgi vesicle-mediated transport; Golgi organization.